Molecule: messenger RNA, 2892 nt
Organism: Hippocampus zosterae (dwarf seahorse)
Lineage: Eukaryota; Metazoa; Chordata; Actinopteri; Syngnathiformes; Syngnathidae
Gene: ggnbp2
Product: gametogenetin binding protein 2
Exons: 13
Coding region: 217-2292 (691 amino acids)
Cellular component (GO): cytoplasm; nucleus
Source: RefSeq, a predicted model, not a curated record
CAGCCGAUUUAACGUUAGCAUGACGUCGCCUCGAAAGCUGCACCCAAGUAUCGUCUCCACGACAUAAAUGCACUUAAUGCUUAAAAAACUCAAAUAACCUACAUUGUAUUGGACCAUGUCUCCUCUUGGUCAUUCCGCUUAUUGCUACUUAAACCGCUUAACACUAAAUGUAGGUCAAACCAAGCGUGAGCUGUGUUUGAAGGUGGGGGAAACACCAUGGCACGUCUGGUAGCAGUAUGCAAGGAUAAUGAAGAGGACUACCCGUUUCUUGCCAGACAGUUUCCUCUGUAUAUUGAUGACUCCUUGACGAUGGUGAUGGAAUUUUAUGAUGAUUUCAUGGAUGUAGACAAACAACCAAUUAGUAGUUCCCAUUGGAAACAAUUCACAGAGGGUCACUCCAAGUUGAAGCAACAGGACUUGACUGCGGCCUUGUCAGUGGUGUCCAGAGAGGUGUGCAAAGCGUUAUCUCAGUUGGUGCCGUGUGUCGGCUGCAGACGUAGUGUGGAGCGGCUGUUCUUCCAUUUAGUGGAAUCGGGGACCCAACCCUUUGAGCCGCUCACAUUGAACCCUACGGGUAUGCUGUCUGUCACCAAGGCUUGUUUAUCAGAUGUAAAGAAGUUGUACAGCCUCCUCUACAUCCAAGGGUCAAAGUUGAAUGAUGUAAUUGAUGCCAUUCCAAAAAGUAAAAAGAGCAGCCGAUGCCAGUUACACUCCUUGGACACAAAUAAGAUCAGACCUGCGCGGGGAAGUUGGAUGGAUGUUUGGGAGCGGAUGUCUCAGGAGUGCAGGGCUGAAGUGUUACUCGUCGAUUGUGCCUGUCUUUUAGAGACGCUGGAUACACACUUGCAAAAACACGGGUUGUGCACUGACUGUAAGACUAAAGUCAUGCGGGCAUACGAUAUCCUGAUCGGGGAAGUUGAUAGCAGUGAGGAGAAGGACUAUUGCGCUGCUUUGUAUGAGGGAUUGUGUUGCUGCCCUUGUGAGCACCACAUUCAGGUGUGCUACGAGACGGACUUUAUUGCUCGUCUCUUAAGCCGGGCAGAACCUGAAUUUGCAGGAGCCUAUGAAAGGCGACAUGCCAAGACCAUUGAUACUGCACAGGAAGAAGUCUUGACAUGUUUAGGCAUUCACCUAUCUGAGCGUCUGCAUAAAAUUUGGCAGAAACUACGAGCGGAGGAGCAGACGUGGCAAAUAUUGUUCCACGUGGGCAUUGAUGAGUUACGGAAAAGCUUUGAGACGGCAGUGGAGAAGAUGCAAGGGAUCAGUAGGCUUGAGCAGUUUGUCGAGGAGCUGUCGGAGAAGGAGAGAGCAAAACAGCUUAAGCAGGAGAAAAAGAGGCAAAAGCGAAAAAAUCGCCGCAGAAACAGGUGUGGCUUGGACAUCUUGGAUCAGGAAGCAGAGAUCAAGGAAAAGGAUCUUGAUGAGGGGUCUCUCGAGUCCGAGGACGGUACUUGUCCUGCCUGCGAUGAGGGGAAGAAAAUUCCUUCUAAUGCAUGCAAAUCCUUUAGUUGUUCAGACAAACAGGGUCAACAUCCACACAAGACAACCGCCAAUCACCCGAAACUCACAUUAACAAGUAAGGGAGGGAAACAAGUGUGUAUUCUACAUCCUUUUUCAAUUUCUGCUGGGAGUGAUUGCGGUUACUCCUCAAGCAUUGAGGGCAGUCAGGGCGGGUCACGAGAAGGUUCUGAUGUCGCCUGCUCCGAGGGACUCUGCAACCAUGAGGAAGCAGGUGAGUCCAAUGAACACAACUAUGCUGAUGACAAAAAGGAGGAGGAGGCAACAGACAGCUGUGUUGAUUGUUGGCCACACUCUGAGGAUAAGCCUCAAUGCAAGGGUAAAAAGAAGAAAAGGAAAGGAAGUGGUUUACGUCAUAAACGGGGACACACACAUGAAAGACACACUGUGCCACCAUCCAACGUUAGCCGAACCAAAGAUCUAAAUUCCUCCUCAUGUGCUGAGAAGAUGGCCAGUUUUGCACAACAGCUACCAUGGGCAGUAUGUGGAAAGAACCUUAGCCUUAAUUCCAGACCAUUAGAGGCCAACAAAAGUCUAGCGGACCUCUUGGAUGAUUCAGAUGUAACUUCGGAUGAGGAGCAUUGUCUCACACAGGAUGAAAUUCAGGCAUUUUUAGAAAGAAAUGGUUUGUUCUACCGCAACCGUCACAAGUAUCGACAGCUACUGAAAGAGAAAUUUACUAACUAUUGUUGCGCAAGUGACCGGAAGACUGUCUGUUGUCACCACCGGUGUGAAUUAAGUGCACAAAUGAUACUUCAAGAAAAAUCAUUGUGACUACUGCAAAUGCAGGUUGAAUUCAGAAUUACAAACUUUUUGGUUGAUUCUUUGUUGAUUUUUUUUAAUGGCUGUGAUUGGUGUCUGAUCUGAUCUCAAGUUUGCGCUUACAUGAUCUGACUCUGAUUUCUGACCUCAUACCCUUGAUUCUCAUUGACCAAGCCAUCUGACUUGGUGGUGGUUGUACAAGGGUUUUGGAUAAGAGCACAGCGGAAACUGAAAUCUAUCAUUGUGAGCCAUGACAUGCACAGUGUUACAGGAGGGCUUUGGCUCGAUGUUUUCUUAGGUGACACUUAAGUAUGGUGGUAAAUGUUGCACUGUCCAAAAUAAAUAAAGAGAUUAUACAGUGAAUUAAACAUUCGUUUAAAAUAAGAAAAUGGGUUGUGACAAAACGCGGAGUGAAAAUUUAAUAAGGUAUUUAUGGUAUUAAUCCCCAUUCAUUUUGUCUUGUCAAUGUAUUUUUUUAACAUUGGCACUGUUAAAUUGUAUGGUCUUUAACGAUGUAACUUAGAAAUGUUAUUCAAUCAAUUGGGGGAAAUGUGUGGUGCUGUUGAAAAUGCAAAUUGUUUCUGUUGAAUAAAACUCACAAAUUGUAUCAAU